This is a messenger RNA of Cheilinus undulatus (humphead wrasse), 2979 nucleotides long. RefSeq names its product v-myb avian myeloblastosis viral oncogene homolog-like 2b (gene mybl2b). Gene Ontology annotation, biological process: regulation of DNA-templated transcription. The transcript is spliced from 15 exons. Bases 255 to 2135 code for a protein of 626 amino acids. Gene Ontology annotation, cellular component: nucleus. Gene Ontology annotation, molecular function: RNA polymerase II cis-regulatory region sequence-specific DNA binding; DNA-binding transcription factor activity, RNA polymerase II-specific. Lineage: Eukaryota; Metazoa; Chordata; Actinopteri; Labriformes; Labridae. The record is from RefSeq and is a predicted model, not a curated record.
CGAUAGAGAAGGGCGCGAGAUAGGAAUUCAGGAGCGCGGACAACCUGGGCGCUCUGCUCCAGCUGGUAGCAAGCUGAAGGCUAAUACAGCCAUUCAACACAACACCACCGGGCCUCCACCAUCCCCAGCCGCUGCCUCACAAAUAUAACAACUAAGCGGAAUAUAACGCAGCAGUGACAAAUAUUCAUGCACAUGACGUGCAACGGCAGCAGGGUAAUUUACCGUCUGACCGUAAACAACAGAAACCGAGGGAAAUGUCCUGGUGGGCGCGCGGUGAGGACGGAGAUGAGGCCAUGCAUCAAGACACCGAUUCUGAUGUAGCCGAUCAGAGAGAUGGUGGAAAAUCGAAGGUGAAAUGGACACAAGAGGAGGAUGACAUGCUCAAGGCCCUGGUUCAAAAACUGGGACCUACUGACUGGAAAUACAUCGCCAGCUAUAUACCAGGUCACAAUGAACACCAAUGUCAGCACCGUUGGUUUAAGGUCUUGGACCCAGAAUUGGUUAAAGGCCCUUGGACAAAAGAAGAGGAUGAGAAGGUCAUAGAGCUUGUAAAUCUUUAUGGGAACAAGCAGUGGGCUUUGGUCGCCAAGCAUUUGAAGGGUAGACUGGGAAAACAAUGUAGGGAGCGCUGGCACAACCACCUAAAUCCCAAUGUGAAGAAGUCAUCAUGGACAGGCGAGGAGGACCUCAUCAUCUACAAAGCUCACUGUCUGCUUGGAAACCGCUGGGCUGAGAUUGCAAAACUGCUCCCUGGAAGGACGGAUAAUGCAGUAAAGAAUCACUGGAAUUCCACCAUCAAACGAAAGUUAGAGAUGGGCUUCUAUGCUGGAGAAGUCUUUAGGCCCAAUGAGCUCGAAGAGCUGUUGGCCCGUGUUAAUAAAGAUGUGCAGAUGCCCAGUUGUUCACAAGAUGAUCCAGAUAAAGAUCCAGAGCAGAAAACACACCCUUCGGAAACUCCAGAAUCAGUCUCUGUUGAAGCAGGCCCCAGUGAAGCAGGACCAUCGAAGCCUGUGUCCUCUCCAAAGGAUAGUUUAAGCCCUAAGACUGAAGCAGACAGCUGCUCCAGCUGGGUGGUGGACAGUUCUGGGUUUCUCUCUCCUUCUGGUCCAGCCUUGAAAGAAGUGCUAGACAUGGUUGAUGGGGACCUCGAUGGCUGGUGCAACCUAGCAGCCUUUGAUCUGCCUGAAGACAGCCCAAGCCCAGAGCGCCACCAAUUUCGUUUGGAGGCCAGUGCAUUGCAGGAGUUGAGCAAAAGCAGCAAGGGGGAACUCAUCCCCAUCUCUCCUGGAGGUGUGACGCCACCUUCCACACAGAUCCGAAGGAGUAGGAGAUGCAACGCCUUUUCACCUGAUGCCAGUAACUCUAUGACUCCCAAGAGCACUCCAGUGAAAAUCUUGCCCUUUUCUCCAUCUCAAUUUCUCAACAUGUGGACCAAGCAGGACACCCAUGACCUGGAGAACCCAUCCCUUACAUCUACACCUGUCUGCAGCCAGAAAGCCAUUGUUACUACACCACUACAGCGUGACAAGACCCCCCACACACAGAAAGAAAACUCAGCAUUUGUGACUCCCAACCACAAGGCAGAGCUCUGUACAACCCCACGAACGCCAACACCGUUCAAAAAUGCCAUGGAGAAGUACGGUCCUCUUCAACCUCUGCCUCAGACUCCAAAUCUUGAAGAUGAUAUAAAUGAAGUUAUUCGAAGAGACACAGGAAUCAACGUGAUUCAUUUACGGUCCACUCCACCUGAGCAAAGACGUAAAUCCAUGCAUCGGCCUCCUAUGAAGAAAGUACGCAAAUCACUGGCUCUAGAUGUCGUAGAUUGCCAAGUGAGGCCCACAUCAAAACGCAAGUCGCACAAACAAGUCAUUAAGGAAGAGCCCAUGACAGUUUCUCUCAGCUCUUCAUCAUUUUGCAGUAAGCGACAUGAAAACAUUUUGGAUCAGGGCUUCCUCUUGGGGCCUAGUGACAGUGCCAUGUUUCCCAGCACAGUACCUCCAGUACCAAUGUCAAAAGAAUGGGAGAUGGUUGUUUGUGGACAAACUAAAGAUCAACUCAUCAUGACGGAGAAAGCAAGACACUACCUUCGCUCACUUAAAUCUCACGCUCCAAACCGGGCUCUGAUUCUGUCCUGAAACAUCUGUACCCCAAUGUGUUACACAUAGUAAAUCUUAUGUUGCUGUUGCCCCCUACUUUCUGCUGUUUUGCUUGAGAAUUCAUAGAAAUCAAUACACUGAUAUUGUACAUCUCUGUCAGAUGUUAGGGAGAUGAUUUUUAGAGUCCAUCCUGAUUCAGGCUCAGGUGCUCACAUCAUCUGUUUUAGAGUUGAUCCUACCCUCGUACCAUGUGCAUGACCUGAAAAGCAUGUUACUCACCUUCUGUUGUAUCAAUGUGACCUAAACAUGUUUAAAGAGAGCAAUGGUUGUAAAAUUUAAAACCUAGAUUAUGUAUGUUUGCUAUCACUGAAAGACAUUGUUUUACAUUGUGUUCUGUGUCUGUAAUAUACCAGUUUUUAAAGUUGUAAAGAGAACAAACACUCAGGUAUGGCCUCCAUAUUUAAUGUGUGGUUGUAUAAUUAGAAUAUAGAGUGAAUUCAUACAGGUUAAUCAGUAUUACUUUUAAAAUUAGGGCUCAGUGUUAAGAAAGUAGAGUGAAUAUGUUGCAUCUGUCUGAAUGUGUCCCAGUACGCGUACUGAAAAGGUUAAAACUUACAUAGUGAAAACCUGGUAUAAGCUGUAAAUGUUAAAGCACUGCAGCAUACAUUAAGGGUUGUAUAGUACUCAUUUACACAGAACAAAGUGAUGAAUAUAUUUUGCUUUGUUUUAUGCAAUAACUAGUUUGUUAAAAUGUUAAGGAGGCAUUGAAGCUUUGCCAGCGCUCAUGAAAGGGGUAUUUGUCAACGAUUGUAAAUAUUUGGUGUUGUAUGUUUUUUUCCUAAUCUACCAGCCAUUUGUUAAAAAAUAAAAUGUCUAAUUUGCA